This is a messenger RNA of Calypte anna (Anna's hummingbird), 6256 nucleotides long. It is a transcript of the gene SEC23IP, whose product is annotated as SEC23 interacting protein. Gene Ontology annotation, molecular function: protein binding; metal ion binding. Gene Ontology annotation, biological process: endoplasmic reticulum to Golgi vesicle-mediated transport. Gene Ontology annotation, cellular component: COPII-coated ER to Golgi transport vesicle. The record is from RefSeq and is a predicted model, not a curated record. Bases 605 to 3766 code for a protein of 1053 amino acids. NCBI's taxonomy places the organism in Eukaryota, Metazoa, Chordata, Aves, Apodiformes, Trochilidae. The transcript is spliced from 19 exons.
ACUCUGAGGAGCCACCGAAAGCUGAGGCAGCGCCAUACGCCCAGCUGGAAGCCGCAGGAGGUGAGCUGCCCCUUCCAGCUUUAUGCUCACCGCAGACAUUUAAAUUUCCGUCGAAAUCUCUGCUUUUUGUCAAGAUCAAGCCUGGCACUGGCAAUAUUACCACCCAUCGCUAACCCCUGUAGCCGGCACCCCGCUCAAAGGCCUUGGGGAAGCCGGCGGGGAAGGAGAAGGAGGAGGAGGAGGAAGCGUUCACCCGCCCGCGCUGCUGCUCCCGGGCGCUUCUCCCUCCAGGCCUCACCCGUCCCCAGGCCGGGCCCUCCGCUCUCCCACCGCUCCAUCUCCCCGUGAGGGAAAUCCCGGAGGUUUCGGGAGCCCUGAGAACGUCGGGGAGGCUGCGGAGAGGCUGGCAGCCCCGCCCGACCCGCGCUCACCGAAGAUGCCCUGCACGAUGCUGAAGGGGUUGUUGAGCCAGUCGGCCACGCACGGCAUGGCGGGGAGGAGGGCGGGCAGGGGGCUGCCGGCGCCCUGCAGCCGCUAAACUCCCGCUCGCAAGCCCAGCACGGGGGCUCCAAACUUCCGCCCUUCUCCUCCUCUUCCUGCCGCAAUGGCGGCUCUGCCAGGCCCGGGUCCGCCUUCUUCUUCUCCUCCUCCUCCCCUUUACGCCCAGAGGCCCCCGGGACGCGUCGCCGCCGCCGCCAUCUUAGGAGCGGGCAGCGGGGGUGAGGGCGGAAAGGGCGGUGCGGCCGCGGGGAAGGGACGUGGCCGAGGUGCAGCUAUGGCGGCGGCGAAGCCGGGCGGUACCGGCGGUACCAAUUUGCUCUUCUCAGCCUCUGCCACCGAAUUUAAUUUUACCGUGCCCUUCAUUCCAGUCAGCCAGGCUCCAGAUGGACCGCCGGGACCCGCUCUCCUGGCAGCCGAUGAUUCUGGAGAUGUUGGUGAAGAGGACAGCUUCUUGGGUCAGACUUCUGCCAGCCCCAAUCCACCACAGACUUUCAACUAUUUCUCUCAAGUCCCCAGUAGCAGUGAUCCAUUUGGAAGUAUUGGGCAGCCACCCUUAACCACUGUUGCACCUCCUGUUGGAGCACCAGCCCUCUCCAGGCCUCCAACUUCACUUCCACUUGUGUCUGGGUCACAGGAUGGGCAAAAUGCCUUUUCACCACCUCUUCCCAGUUCACAGCCCUCUCACAGUGCUCCACCUACAUCACAGGUUGGAACUGGGGCUUUUCAGACUCCUCAGCAGAGCUGUCCCCCACCUGCAAAUUCAUCUGCUCCUCCCCAAGGAACAUCUCAGCAGGGCUUUAACCCUUACAGGCACACCACCCUCAGCAGCAGAGCUAACCCAUACCUUACUCCACCACAGCUACAACAGGGUUAUGCACCUCCUCACUCACCAUCCUGUGUCCCACCUGUCCAGAUGUAUCAGACACCUCCGGGUCCACUGACACAGUUUCCACAGCCUCAGUCACAGCUUCAAGCUUCCAGGUCUGCAGGUCCAUUGGUCCCAGCACCUCCUGUUCUGCUGCAGAACCAAUAUGAGCCAGUUCAGCCACACUGGUUCUACUGUAAGGAGGUGGAGGACAAGCAGCUAUGGAUGCCAUUCAGCAGUCUGGAUUCUGCCAAACUAGAGGAAAUCUUUAAUUCUGUCCAGCCUGAUCCUGAGAACGUGGUCCUCAGCACAGAUGGGGGACGCUAUGAUGUGUACCUGUAUGACAGAACAAGGAAAGCUGUGUACUGGGAGGAGGAACCCUCUGAAGUGAGGAGAUGCACCUGGUUCUACAAAGGAGACAAGGACAGUCGGUUCAUUCCUUACACUGAGGAUUUCAGUGAAAAGCUAGAGGCAGAAUAUAAAAGGGCUCUAACUACAAACCAGUGGCAUCGGCGGCUCGAGUUCCCAAAUGGGGAGACAAUUGUUAUGCAUAAUCCCAAGGUCAUAGUUCAGUUCCAACCUUCUACCACCCCAGAUGAAUGGGGCACUACUCAAGAUGGUCAGGCAAGGCCAAGGGUUGUAAAACGUGGAAUUGAAGAUGACCAUGAUGAAAUUCCUGAUGGAGAAAUGUCCCAAAUUGACCAUCUGGUAUUUAUGGUUCAUGGCAUAGGUCCUGUGUGUGACCUGAGAUUUAGAAGCAUUGUUGAAUGUGUUGAUGAUUUUAGGACUGUUUCUCUGAAGUUGUUGCAGACUCAUUUUAAGAAAUCUAUGGAGGAACAUAAAGUGAGCAGGGUGGAAUUCCUCCCUGUUCACUGGCACAGUUCCCUGCAUGGAGAUGCAACAGGUGUAGACAGGAACAUCAAGAAAAUCACUUUGCCGAGCAUCGGGCGCCUGCGGCAUUUCACCAACGAGACCCUGCUCGACAUCCUGUUCUACAACAGCCCCACCUACUGCCAGACCAUUGUGGAUAAAGUGGGGAUGGAAAUGAACCGGUUGUACGCCCUCUUCAUGAGCCGCAACCCGGACUUCAAGGGAGGAGUCUCUGUGGCCGGGCACAGUUUAGGUUCUUUAAUUCUAUUUGACAUAUUGUCUAAUCAGAAGGACUUGGCUUCAUCAGUAAAUAGUGGGUCAUUGCCUGGUGUUAAUGGGACUGUAAAGGAUGUGACUGUCCAUGAUAAACAGAUGACUGAAGAUACCAGUUCCUUGGGCUCCUCAAUUGCUACUUCUGGUGAUGAUCUGUGUGAGCCUGAAGUAGAUGAUGAUGUUCCCACUUUGCAGAAAACUCUUGAACUGCUCAGUGUGUCAGAGUAUGCAAACAUAUUUGAGAAGGAGCGAAUUGACAUGGAGUCUCUGCUGAUGUGUACAGUUGAUGACUUGAAGGAAAUGGGGAUACCUCUUGGACCAAGAAAGAAGAUAGCUAAUUUUGUAAAAGACAGAGCAGCCAAGCAGGAACAAAAGAAAGCAGCAGCUGAAAAGAAAGCUGUGCUGGCUGCUACACUCCAAACUCAAGAAGAUGCCCAGAAAUCAAAAGAGGCUUCUGUCUCCCCUUCAAUGUCUGGUCAGAUGCACACAAAGAGGAAGCUUCCAGUUGGUGCCUCUGUUUCUUCUGUGAACAUUGACUACGAAUAUUUUGAAGUUGGAACUGGCCAGGUUUCUGUGGUUUACAGUGCACUGGACUUUGAACCAGAUAUUUUCUUUGCUCUUGGCUCUCCUAUUGGUGUGUUCCUUACUGUGAGAGGUGUGGAGAAGAUUGAUGAAAACUACAGGCUUCCUACCUGCAAGGGCUUCUUCAACAUCUAUCAUCCACUUGAUCCAGUAGCUUACAGGUUGGAACCAAUGAUCAUUGAAGACAUGGAUUUAAAACCAGUUCUCAUUCCACAUCAUAAAGGCAGAAAAAGAUUACAUCUGGAGUUGAAGGACUCUCUGUCUCGGAUGGGAUCUGACCUGAAACAGGGGUUUAUCAGCUCUUUGAAGAGUGCAUGGCAAACCCUGAACGAGUUUGCACGUGCUCACACAUCUUCAACUCAGCUACAAGCAGAACUGGAGAAAGUAGCAAACCAAAUUAAAGAGGAAGAAGAAAAACAAGUGGUAGAAGCUGAGAAAAUCACUGAGAGUCCAGACCUUCCUAAAGAUGAAGAUUUUUUGGUGAAGGUUGGAAUGCUAAAUGGAGGACGUCGUAUUGAUUAUGUUCUACAGGAAAAACCAAUAGAAAGCUUCAAUGAAUACCUGUUUGCUUUACAGAGUCAUUUGUGUUACUGGGGGUCUGAAGAUACUGCCUUGCUGUUUCUCAAAGAAAUAUACAGGACUAUGAAUAUAAAUCCUGAACAGCCCCAACACUGAUGUAGAGAUACAUGAAUUUCCACACGUGUUGCUCCGACAGACCUGGUGAAAAACACUUUGAAGAUCAUCUAAUAUUUCAUAGUUAUGAUGGAAAUAACAGAUGACAGAAUAAGCAUCUGGCUUUAUUAUUUUUUGCCAGUCCAGAACUUGCUCUGAUUCUACCUUCUUGUGUCACUUCAAGCAAGCUUCAAUUUUGAGAUGAUCAGCUCUCUAAUUCAAGAGGUGGAUGGAAUGGCAGAAUUUUGAUUUUAAAUCAGCUUAAUUGUACAGUUGCUGAGUCUAAAGUGAUUGUUGAGGAAGGUUUUUUUUUGGCAUGCAGAUCAUUACUUCUCUCCUUCAGCUGCUCUCUCUCCCUCUCAGCUGGCUGUCAAACAUGCUUUGCCUAUCAAGGCAGAAUGUCCUUAUGUAAAAAGACUUGUUGAGAAACAGCAAUAAUCUGCUUUUCUCAUCACUUUUGUUGGUCCACCUUUUAAAAACAGAAUGUGAGCUGUAGUUAUACCUAUCUUUAAUACAGACUACACAAAACAGUUCAUAUUUACUAAAAACUAGCAACCAGAAUAAUUUUCUUACUAUUGUAAGUGUGAUGAUUAUUUAUAAAGAACUUUUUAAGCCUCUGUUAAGAGCUUUUUUGUUUUGUUUUUUUUUUAAAGUAAAAAUGAAUCUUUGACUCUGAAAAUGUUAGAAGUUUGUUACAGCUGUUCAGCAUUUGCUUCUCCUGAAAUGAAGAAUAAUUUAAAAUAACAUUUUGAUCUGACAAAUAAACUAAUUUUAGUGCAGCUAGGCAGCAUUUAUGAGAACUAAAAUGCUUGACCUUACAGUUUAAUAACCCAAAACAGUUAAUGUAAGUAGAUAAACCUAAAGCUUAUGGGUGCUAGAUGAUUAUCUAGGUCCAGACCCACAAUCCACACUCUGAAGCUGAGAUGGGUUGGGUACUAUGAAAUCCUUUGAAUUCAUGUCUCUAAAUACUGAGCUUCUGUGGUUUUCUUCUGGCUUCAGCUUACAUGCAAAUGGUGGCUUUUCUUAAUAUUACUUACUACUGACUAUUUGCCUCUGUUAUUGUAGGAAAUGAAUUUUGAAAUGCAGUAUGGUUUUUUUCUUGGUAUAUGUAGAAUACAUAUCGUGUAUAUAUUUUUGUUAAUUAUAAUUAAAAAUACUUCUGGUGGGUCUUUACAGCAAAGUUUUGUAUUUCAUCACAGAAAAUAGGUUGGAAGGGACUUCUGGAAAGGUUACUUUGUCCAACUUCCCAGCUUAAAGCAGGAGGGGCUUAGGGCUUUGUUCAGCCUUCACCUCUGAACCUUAUUUUAAUGCAAUUUUUUUUCCAAUCAACAAUUGUGAUUUCCCACGUGGAGCUUGUAUCUGUGUCCUCCUGUCCUUCCUGUGUGCAUCUUCAAGGAUAAUUUCUCUGCCUUCUCUUGUACUCUCACCUAAUCAGAAGUUAAGGGUAACAAGAAGAUUUUCCUGCUAGGCUUAUAAAGACCAAACAAAUUCCUUGACAUCUUCUCAGACGCCAAGUGCUGUGCCCUUUACUCACCUUGGGAAUUUCCACUGGAUUUGCUUCAGUUUGACAAAGUCCAUCUUGUUCUCAGAAGCAUAUUUUCCAAAGCAAACUUUUUAUCCAAAACCAAACCUAUUUGUAUCUUUAUAAAUUAACCUCUGAGGACCAACUUUUCUAAGCUUUACAACCUCCUUUAUUAACAUUAAAGAAAAACAAAACUAAAAACCACAAACCACAACCACUGCCCUCAUUUUCAUCCUAAGUAUUGCAGUGUGGAAGGUUGUACAGUUAUAUUUAUCAACUCCCUGCAUCACUGAAUAAUCUGAUGGAUCUGCUACAGGAGCUCUGAUGGUGCCUUGUUCGCUUUUUACUUUCACUGCAAAGCUGAUGGGCUGUGAUAGAGUCCCCUGGCAGGGAGCAGCAGCACCAAGGAACUGUAAAUGUGUGUGCAAGAAGUGUUAUUGCAUGAGGGACCCUGACUGGCACAGAGCUUACUUGCAAUGGAAGGAUGCACUGGAGCAAACUGCAGGUGGAUGAGGACCCUCUGGAGCAGAGGAAUAGUUUUGGGAAUAUAGCAUUAAAAUCAGUUGUAGUUAUAUAAAUAAAAACUGGACUCCAGUUACCUAGCAAAACUGAUGUCUUGUAAGCAAAUGAAAGUUCAGACAUAAAGGAAGGAAAAAUGACAGUAUAACCAGUGAUUAUAUGAACCAAAUAAAACCUGUAAAACUAAUGGAGUUUAAAGAGUGAAUUUAUAUCUGCUACAGCUGUAUGUGCUACUUCCUCAGCAGAAAUCUUCCUGGCAUGCUUCAGUAAUUUAUUGGACAGACCAUGUACAGAACAGCUGCUGAUAUAUGCUGCUGUAAGUUAGUUGGAUUUUUUCAUUUGUUUUGACUUUUCUAAAUAGGAUUAAUAAGUAUUAUAAUCCAUUAUUAAAUAGACAAUACUAAUUAAACUUUAAUUAUGUAGCUCCUAUUAAAAAUCUAAGUUUUCCCUGC